Mytilinidion resinicola is the source of this 1111-nucleotide messenger RNA. RefSeq lists its product as uncharacterized. The record is from RefSeq and is a predicted model, not a curated record. NCBI's taxonomy places the organism in Eukaryota, Fungi, Ascomycota, Dothideomycetes, Mytilinidiales, Mytilinidiaceae. The transcript has a single exon. Bases 72 to 848 code for a protein of 258 amino acids.
AUAUCUACUUAUAUAUACCACGAUAUACGACUCUGUACCACCUCUAACACCGAUACCGGCCAACGAACGCCAUGUGUCGCAACCACCGCACGACUUAUGCCUGCCACCACACCGCCGACACCAUAACCCUCUGUCCGGCCGCCCUCGCACCCCUCCUAACGCACUGCUCGCGCUUCCCGUACACGGCUCCUCUCCCCACAAGAGCGGAACUAGGUACUCACGACGUCAUUCUCGCCGGUGACACUCCCAUUGCCCUGUGCGAGGACUGUAGGCGUGACGAGGAGUGCAGGGUCUGGGCUGAGGUGAUCGGAGUCAAUGUUGACAGCUGUCCGGACUGGCUGAAAGCGCUGAGGGAGGAGGCGGCGAAGCAGAAGGGAAAGGAGAUGGAAAUGGGGAAGGGUGUCGAGACGGCGAGGAAAUUGAAUCGAGGCCUGACGGUGCUCGUUGACCCGGCGGUUGAGACGUGCUUUCCACCCAUUGCGGGCGCGAACGUAUUCGAUUGUGCUAGUGAUACGGUGAGUGGAGUGGCGAAUGCUCGUGUCAAGACGGCUUCUGCGACCGGAGUUACUGUCUUCAACGACCAUAGCACUCUCACCGAUCAGCCAGUCGUAAACGCCGAGAAGACCUCUGAUAAGGGCUCAAGUCGAUCGCUCAACUGCGCAUACACCGGUGGUCUGGGUCUCACAGUCAACACAGUACGCCAAGGCGCCCUGGGUGGGGCUUUGAAAGGUCUGGAGAAGCCUGCGCACCAGGUCAAAGUGAGCAAGGUGGACAAGAAGCCGGACAAAGCGUCCAAGAAUGCGCACAAGGUGGUUGAGAAGGAUCGGAGAACGUUGUCGAGGAUGUAGAUGGUCGGAGAGGGUGUAGGGGGCAAUACGGCUCUUCUAUUAGAGCAUAGAGCUAUGGUGUUGAGGGGUCGGGUGCAGUGGGUUCCCAAGGAGGGUUGCUCAUGGAGGAUUGUGCGAACUUUGCGGCUUGAUGUUGGAAUUGAGUAUAUGAGUAAAGGGCCACUUAGGAACACAUCUCCAUCUUUUACUGAACUUCAAUAGCACUGAUAUAGGUGGUAUGGAGGGGCUGUUAAGACAAUUUCUUAACCGAUACAUAACCCUAU